Molecule: messenger RNA, 1479 nt
Organism: Osmia bicornis bicornis
Lineage: Eukaryota; Metazoa; Arthropoda; Insecta; Hymenoptera; Megachilidae
Product: jerky protein homolog-like
Exons: 6
Coding region: 1-1479 (492 amino acids)
Cellular component (GO): nucleus
Molecular function (GO): DNA binding
Source: RefSeq, a predicted model, not a curated record
AUGAGUGCAGGCUCGUCGCAAUGCGAGAGCUGUAUAUUUCUGAAAGAGCUGGUAGCUCACUACAAAAAAGAGAUAAAGGAAGUAAAAAAAAAAACAGAGGGAGAGGAAGCGCUGACGAAUGCAUUGGUGCAGCUUCAGCAGCAGCUGCAGCUGGUGCAGGAGCAGCAGGCGUCGCUGCACCAGCAAUUCAUCCUGCACCAGCAGCAGCAGCAGCAACAGCAGCCGCAGCAGCAACAGCGGCCGCAGCCGCAGCCGCAACAACAUCAGCCGCAACAACAGCCGCAAGAUUCUGAUAUACCUAAGCGCAAAAGAGCAAGGGAAUUGAAGGACAGUAUGGGGUUGCCGUUGGAUUUUAAAGUUAGUAGGGGCUGGUUAGAUGGAUUCAAAAAAAGACAUAAUAUAGCUUUAGUGAAAGUGUACGGGGAAAGUGCAAGUGCUGAUGAAGAUGACGCGAUAAGAUUUUGUAAUGAUUUUAUAAAAUUACUGGAAGAAGAUGAUAGUAUAAAUAUAGAUAAUAUCUAUAAUAUGGAUGAAGCUGGUCUUUUAUGGAAAGCCUUACCAUCAAAGACCUUGAUAGAAAGAAAAGAAAAGGUCGUAAAGGGGUAUAAAAGCCGCAAGGAGCGAAUCACGGUGGCACUAUGUGCAAAUGCAUCUGGGACGCACAAGUUGAUGCCCCUAGUUAUUAAUAAAUUUGAAAAUCCGAGAGCUCUGAAGCAUUGUAAAAGUAAUCUUCCCCUCAUCUUCAAAUCUCAAAAGAAUGCGUGGAUGACACAAGUAUUGUUUCGUGAUUGGUUUGAAAAUUAUUUUAAGCCCAGUGUACGGGCAUACCAGCUAAACAAAGGAGUGACUGGAAAAGUUAUUUUGUUAUUGGACAAUUGCGCAGGACAUACAGUGCCGCCUGAAUUAUUGAAUGCAGAUAAUUUCAAAAUUAUGUAUCUCCCGCCAAAUACCACCAGCUUAAUUCAACCCAUGGACCAGGGCAUAAUAGCUAAACUCAAAUGUCUGUAUCGUCAUAAAACAUUAAGGAAAACUAUUACUUACCAAUGCGGAAUAAGUGAAUUCCAGAAGCAGUUUACAUUAAAAGAUUGCAUAGAAAUACUGCACGAGUCAUGGAGCGAAGUAUCUGCGAAUAAUAUUAUUAAUUCAUGGAAGAAAAUUAUUCCAAGUCAGGAGGAUUGGUAUCAACGUGCUAUGAGGGAGGACAUAAGCAGUUUUACAGGUGAUACAUACAGCCACCGAGAUAUCACAGAAUUUUUGUCCAUUUGUGAACAAGAAGAAAGAAGAACACACACAGACGAGGGAGAUGAAGAGAUGCAAGAAGAUGAAGAGAUACAAGAAAACGUAGAAGAACAAAUGAAUAAACAAGAGGAGCGGCAACGUUUAUAUGAGCGUUUGGAGCAAGAUUUAUCACAAGAAGCGCCUUUUCUUCAAAAAUUCUUUAAGGUCAUCAAAGACCAAGUAUUAGGCACCGAUGAUUAA